This is a messenger RNA of Meyerozyma guilliermondii ATCC 6260, 1755 nucleotides long. RefSeq lists its product as uncharacterized. Lineage: Eukaryota; Fungi; Ascomycota; Pichiomycetes; Serinales; Debaryomycetaceae. Gene Ontology annotation, biological process: monoatomic anion transmembrane transport; phosphate ion transport; polyphosphate metabolic process. Gene Ontology annotation, molecular function: phosphate transmembrane transporter activity. Bases 1 to 1755 code for a protein of 584 amino acids. The record is from RefSeq and is a predicted model, not a curated record. The transcript has a single exon.
AUGAAGUUUUCACAUUCGCUAAAGUUUAAUGCCAUUCCCGAAUGGCAGGAUUAUUACUUAAAUUAUCCUACUUUAAAAAAAACAGUAUAUAAGCUCCAACAAGAUCAACUUUCACAACGCGAACCAAAUGAUGGAAGUGAAGUGGUCGAUGGAACUACGAAAACCACCAUUUCGGACUUGAAGCACCAGCUCCAAAAUACUUCGGCCCAGGGGCAUCUGCAGGAAGGAUCUUCAUCUCGCGGCGGAGGCUCGGCACGUGCACGCCGAUUGUUGCACCGGUUUGGUGGUCGCAAGGGAAAGUUGCAAAAAGUAAAUGAAACCAAUUCUAGUGAAAGUGAUUUGGAACGUCAGAUCGAGUCCUUUUCCAGUGAGAAGCGCGAUAAUGAUUCGGCUGUUGUCGUUGAGUUUGACGCAGAUUCGACAUUUGAUUUGGCAGCGGCUGCAAAUUCCAAUGUGGCCGAUCCUGAAAGUCCCGAGUUCGAUCCGCUUGUUGUGUUUGCAUCACAGUUGAGUCGGGAAGUUAACAAGAUUACCGAAUUUUAUAAUGCCAAAGAAAUCGAGGUUUUCAAGGAUUAUGAUAAUUUGAUGAAGGAUUUGGAACACAAUAAAGUGAACUUUAACGAUGUUUUCAGGUUCACAGAAGCGUACCACAAUGACAUGUCCAAUAGUGAUUCUCAUCACCAGUACCAUAUUACUUCGACUUUGGAACGCACUGUCAGUAAUGGGUCUGUUUUUGACCAUAUUAACCAUAUUGACAAUGACAUUGAUGCCCAUCGUGGGUUUUCUGAUAACGAGAAACAUGAUUAUGAAGAUGACGAGGAUGAUGACGAUGACGACGACGAUGACGAUGCUCCUAGCCAAAACUCUGCUUUGCUCAAUCACACCGAUUUCAAUGUCAGAACGCAGCGGAAAAUCGCCUUGCGCAAAAAAUCGGUUGCGGUUUUUAUUUCGUUAUCUGAGUUGAAAUCGUUCAUUGAAUUGAACAAGAUUGGGUUUGCCAAAAUUACAAAAAAGUUUGACAAAACUUGCAGUUAUUCCAUCAAGGAAGAUUUUGUCAACAACUAUCUUCCUUCACAUUCUCAUGUUUUUGCACCCAACACUAUUGCAACCAUCGAUGCCAGAUUGGACCAGAUUAUCAAAGUGUACGCUUUCUUGACAGGAACCACUACAAUGGAAGAUGCUCGUACCGACCUUAAGUCUCAUUUGCGUGAGCAUAUCGUAUGGGAACGCAACACUGUGUGGAAAGAUAUGCUUUCAUUGGAGAAGAAGUCAUACAAUUUGCACGUAGAUGGCUCGACAGGAGCUGCCAAAAUGGGUGAUGAAGGUGCUGAAAGUUCUCUUUUGAACCUUAGAUUGACCACUGUCAAGCUUCCUUUUGGUUUGACAAUUAAAGGUAGACUGACACUUACAAUUCCAGCCUUCCUUUUGACUUGGCAAAUGGUCAAAUUGGCAGUGAUUAUCAUCACUUUCAUCAUUCUUUUAACGGUGAAAACUUUCAACGAUCCAGUUCAACAUCGUUGUUUAGCCGUCUUAGCGGCUUCCGCUAUGAUGUGGGCAUCGGAGGCUCUUCCUCUCUACAUCACUGCUAUGUUGGUACCUUUGUUGGUGGUUACUUGUAAAGUGUUGAAGAAUGAAGACGGCUCCACCAUGAGCGGUCCUGAUGCUUCUGCGUAUAUCUUGAGUACCAUGUGGUCGUCUGUGAUCAUGAUUCUUAUGGGAGGAUUUACGUUGGCGGCAGCUUUGUCCAAAGUAUGA